Molecule: messenger RNA, 1260 nt
Organism: Triticum dicoccoides
Lineage: Eukaryota; Viridiplantae; Streptophyta; Magnoliopsida; Poales; Poaceae
Product: transcription factor RLM1-like
Exons: 1
Coding region: 1-1260 (419 amino acids)
Biological process (GO): positive regulation of transcription by RNA polymerase II
Molecular function (GO): protein dimerization activity; RNA polymerase II cis-regulatory region sequence-specific DNA binding; DNA-binding transcription factor activity, RNA polymerase II-specific
Source: RefSeq, a predicted model, not a curated record
AUGCCGAGGAAGGAUAGGCGGUCAGCUAUCGCAUACAUCAAUGAUGAGAAAGAGCGUGAUGUCACGUUCUUCAAGCGACGUGGCGGUUUGUUUAAGAGUGUUUCUGAACUCUCUGUCUUCACCGACGCUAGGGUUGCUGUCGUCCUAGAGACGGAAAAUGAGAGGAUGCAUUCCUUUGGGAUGCCAUCUAUUGACCCCAUUGCUGAUGGUUUUCUAUCAGGAGCACCACUAGCAGUUCCACUUGCCGAUGAGGCAACAACUACCAGAGUUGCCCAGCUACAAAGUGAGGUGGCUCGGCUUGAUAUGAAUUGCAUGAAGGAGUAUAAGGAAAACCAACUCUCCAUCAAGCGUAUGAAACAAAUCCAAGAGCAGUGCCCAGGUAUGGCAGCAAACCUUAUCUUCUCGAAGGAAGAAGAUCUCAGCCCUGGAGAUCUCAACAAUCUAUCCAAUGAAGUCUCUCGUGUCCAUGAGGACAUUGGACAUCGACUGCCACAACUACAUCAUGGACACAAAGCCAUGACUGGUGGUGCAAGCAUGAUACAAAACAUGCUACCAUCAAGCGGUCCACCAUCGGAUCGCAUGAGGACUACCCCUUCACCAGUGCACUCACUAUGGGAUCACCAUCUUCUACAACACCAAAUGCCUUCAUCUCCACUUCCAUCACCACCAGGACACAUCGUGACACCAGGUUUUCCUCAGGUGCCACCAAUAUUCCAUCCCACACCAUCUGCUUUAGUGCCACAAUUGGCUUGCCAGCAAGAGACCACACCUAAUCAGGCACAUGAGCUACCUCCACCACAAGAUAUAAGCGUCAAGGAUUAUGUAAGUCCUUGCAACCCAGUGAACCCGCAACAGAAUGAUGCAAACUCUAACUCAACAUCUACGUAUAAUUUGGAGGCCUCUCCAGUGUUGGUCUACUCUGGUGGCAAUGAUUUUACCAUCAAUGGCCCAUUUGGCUAUGAAUCAUGGGGUUAUGCUCUAUUGGAUCAACCAUUCCGCAAUGAAUUUCUAGAGACGGAUGCUUCCUUGGGCUAUAAUGUUGUCGAUGUAGGGCAGUCUUCCAUGGGAAAUGGUGGAUGGGUUGAUAAGCCACCGAAAUCUUCUUCUAGCUAUAUGCUAGUUAUCACUUCAAUUAUAGUGCUAUAUUUAAAUAAAAGUUGGUUACAUUUUCAUUUGGAAAUUUGUAAUCAUUUUGACAAUUUACUAAGUCCCUUCGAGGCAAUAAUAUGCAUGUUCAAUUUUCUAGGUGUUGGACCAUGA